AUGCUGACGCGCGGCGGCGGCAGCUGCUGCAGGUCGGCGGCGGCAGCUGCUGCAGGUCGAGCGGCGGCUGCUGCUGCAGGCUCGGCGGCGGCAGCUGCUGCAGGCUCGGCGGCGGCAGCUGCUGCAGGUUCGGCGGCGGCAGCUGCUGCAGGGUCGGCGGCGGCCGCAGAUGUAGGCUACGCGGCGGCAGCUGCUGCAGGUCGAGCGGCGGCUGCUGCUGCAGGGUCGGCGGCGGCCGCUGCUGUAGGCUCGGCGGCGGCUGCUGCUGCAGGGUCGGCGGCGGCAGCUGCUGCAGGCGCGGCGGCGGCAGCUGCUGCAGGUCGAGCGGCGGCUGCUGCUGCAAGCUCGGCGGCGGCAGCUGCUGCAGGUCGAGCGGCGGCUGCUGCUGCAGGCUCGGCGGCGGCAGCUGCUGCAGGCUCGGCGGCGGCUGCUGCUGCAGGUUCGGCGGCGGCAGCUGCUGCAGGGUCGGCGGCGGCCGCUGCUGUAGGCUCGGCGGCGGCUGCUGCUGCAGGUCGAGCGGCGGCUGCUGCUGCAAGCUCGGCGGCGGCAGCUGCUGCAGGUCGAGCGGCGGCUGCUGCUGCAGGCUCGGCGGCGGCAGCUGCUGCAGGCUCGGCGGCGGCCGCUGCUGUAGGCUCGGCGGCGGCUGCUGCUGCAGGGUCGGCGGCGGCCGCUGCUGUAGGCUCGGCGGCGGCUGCUGCUGGUCGCGUGACAAACCCUAAGCCGCGCACGGGCGGCUAG
Messenger RNA from Closterium sp. Yama58-4, 738 nucleotides. The record is from the annotation of a GenBank genome assembly. Lineage: Eukaryota; Viridiplantae; Streptophyta; Zygnematophyceae; Desmidiales; Closteriaceae.